Messenger RNA from Portunus trituberculatus (swimming crab), 6331 nucleotides. RefSeq names its product unconventional myosin-Va-like (gene didum). Gene Ontology annotation, molecular function: actin filament binding; microfilament motor activity; ATP binding. The transcript has 40 exons. Bases 164 to 5776 code for a protein of 1870 amino acids. NCBI's taxonomy places the organism in Eukaryota, Metazoa, Arthropoda, Malacostraca, Decapoda, Portunidae. The record is from RefSeq and is a predicted model, not a curated record. Gene Ontology annotation, biological process: vesicle transport along actin filament; actin filament organization. Gene Ontology annotation, cellular component: myosin complex; vesicle; actin cytoskeleton.
AGAGAGGAGAGUCCCCGGCCCGCCACCAGGAGGCUCCGGUGUCGUGUUUUGUGCGAGCUGUCAAGUAGUGGCAGUGUGUUAUCGACCUGUGUGUGUGCAUGUCCAAGGUCUCUUCAUGCUGGAUAUACUUAUUUAAUGGCUUGAACACCACAGCAGCGGGAGGAUGUCGGUGCGAGAACUAUACGUGAAGGGCGCCCAUGUGUGGAUCCCUGAUCGGGAGCAGGUGUGGCGCUGCGCCCAACUCACUCAGGACUACAAGAACCACCUGGUUACUGUCACCUUUGAGGAUGGCCAGACACAAGAAAUCAAGGUCAAGAGUGAUGAGGAGCUGCCACCAUUACGAAAUCCUGAGAUCCUCAUCGGUGAAAAUGACUUGACCUCCCUUUCAUAUCUUCAUGAGCCAGCUGUACUUUAUAACUUGCAAGUCAGAUUUUGCAAUCAAAAUGCCAUCUAUACUUACUGUGGUAUUGUGCUUGUGGCCAUCAACCCAUAUGAAGAACUUCCCAUCUAUGGCCCUGAUACAAUAUCUGCAUAUCGGGGACACUCCAUGGGGGAUCUUGAUCCACACAUAUUUGCUGUGGCUGAAGAGGCCUUCACUCAGAUGGAGAGGGAUAACAGAGAUCAGAGCAUUAUUGUGUCUGGAGAGUCAGGUGCUGGCAAGACUGUUUCAGCAAAGUAUGCAAUGAGAUACUUUGCUAGUGUUGGGGGCUCUGAUUCUGAAACACAAAUUGAAAAAAAGAUCCUGGCUUCUAACCCCAUUAUGGAGGCCAUAGGUAAUGCAAAAACUACAAGAAAUGACAACAGCUCUCGUUUUGGAAAGUACAUUGAACUAGACUUCACACGCAGCUAUAGCAUUAUGGGUGCAAACAUGAGGACCUACCUAUUGGAGAAAUCACGUGUUGUCUUUCAGGCUCCUGAGGAAAGAAAUUAUCACAUUUUCUACCAGUUGUGUUCUGCAGCUUCAGAUAAGAAAUAUAGUCAUCUAAGAUUAGGACCACCGGAAACUUUUCACUACAUGAAUCAAGGCCUCCAGGAGGACCCCACCCCGCCACGCAGAUCUCGGCCGGGCCACCAGGACAAUUUCCACUACCUCAAUCAAGGCAGCAGCCCUUCCAUAGAAGGUGUUGAUGAUGGUGCAGAUUUCAUAGAGACAUGCAAAGCACUGUCACUUUUAGGGAUAAGUGAAGCCACACAGAACCAGAUGUUCAGAAUUCUAGCUGGUAUUUUACAUCUUGGAAAUAUUGUCAUUCAAGACAAUGGAGGAGAUGCUUCAACAAUUGAUAAAGGUGAUGAGUCCCUUGCAAUUGUAGCUGAACUGCUUGGUAUUAGUGCCAGUGAAUUAAAGAUGUGGCUCUGUCAUCGUAAAAUCACUAGUGGCAGAGAAGUCUUUACCAAACCAGUGACACUCUCGGAGGCAACAUUCUCCAGAGAUGCAUUGGCAAAACACAUCUAUGCAAAGUUAUUUGACUGGAUAGUAAAGGAGAUAAACAAGUGCUUUGCUGCCCCUACAAAACCUUUCAGAUUUAUUGGGGUUUUGGACAUCUAUGGAUUUGAAACCUUUGAAAUCAACAGCUUUGAACAAUUCUGUAUAAACUAUGCAAAUGAAAAACUUCAACAGCAGUUCAACCAGCAUGUUUUCAAGCUGGAACAAGAGGAGUAUGUAAAAGAACAGAUUGAAUGGGAGUUCAUUAACUUCUAUGAUAAUCAACCAUGUAUUGAUCUCAUUGAAAGCAAGCUUGGUAUUCUUGACCUUUUGGAUGAAGAAUGUCGGAUGCCCAAAGGUUCAGAUCAGUCUUGGGUUGAAAAACUCUAUGACAAAUGUAAGAAGUGGGACCACUUCAGCAAACCACGCUUAUCCAACACUUCAUUCCUUAUUGCACACUUUGCUGAUAAAGUUGGUUAUGAAUGUGCUGGAUUCUUGGAAAAAAAUCGUGACACAGUAUCAGAAGAGCAAAUUAAUUUACUUAAAUCUAGUCAGAUAAGUUUAGUACAUGCUCUCUUUACUGAGAAGGCACAGGUAGCUCCCACCAAAGUGAAAGUUUUGCCUACUGGACCAUCACCUGCUCACAGUUCCAAACAAAUGAGGAAAAGUGUUGGAUCACAAUUUCGUGAUUCCUUAAAUUUGCUGAUGUUAACACUAAACUCCACAACACCACAUUAUGUGAGGUGCAUCAAGCCCAAUGAUGACAAGAUGGCCUUUACCUUCGAUCCCACCAGAGCCAUCCAGCAGCUGCGUGCUUGUGGAGUGUUGGAAACUGUCAGAAUCAGUGCAGCUGGCUAUCCAUCUAGAUGGACGUAUCAUGAAUUCUUCUGUCGGUAUCGAGUACUCUGCACAUCUAGAGAUAUUGUGAGAAAUGACAUGCGCCUGACAUGCGAAAAAAUCAUUGCAAACAUGAUCACUGAUGAAGACAAGUUCAAAUUUGGCCGUACGAAAAUAUUCUUCAGGGCUGGUCAAGUUGCCUAUAUGGAGAAACUUCGUGCUGACCGGUUGUCUGCUUGUGGAAUAAUGAUACAGAAGAAUGUUCGAAUGUAUAUCCACAGAAACCGCUUCAGAAGAAUGCGAAAUUCAGCUAUCGUCAUACAGAAGUAUGCAAGGGGCAUGGCAUCACGCAGACUUGCUCACCACAUGCGGCAGACUGCAGCAGCCAUCAAGAUCCAGGCAUGUGUUCGAGGAUGGGUGAAGCGAGUGCAAUACCGACGGUUGGUGUACACCAUCACCCGUCUGCAGGCUCAUGCACGUGGCUGCUGGGCUCGGCAGAAGUACCAGCACAUGCGCAGAGACAGAGCAGCUAUUGUCAUACAGAAGAAUGUGCGGCAGUGGCUGACAAGGAGACGCUACCUGAGGGCAAUGCGUGGCUUUGUCAUAGUACAAGGCUUGGUGAGAUGUUUCCUGGCAAGAAGACAACUCAAAAAGCUUAAGAUUGAAGCAAAAUCAAUUGAGCAUCAGAAGAAGCUUAACAAGGGAUUGGAAAACAAGAUCAUUUCACUGCAGCAGAAGUUGACUGAGAUGAAAAAUGAGAAUAGUUUCAUCAGCAGCUAUAAGGAAGAGAUUACGGUGCUUAAGACUCGUGUUACUGAUUUGAAGGGUGUAGAAAAGCAGCUCAAAGCAAGCAACAAUCAAGUCAGUGAACUUGAGGCAAGAAUUGCUGAGCUUACCAAGGAACUUGAGAUGGAGCGAGGUGAAAAGAUGGAUGUUCUGACUCAAAAGGAGCGAGCAGACAAGGAGAACCGUGAAUUGAUAGAGAAACUUAAUGAAGAAAAUGUGAGGUUAACAAAAGAACUUUCUGAUGCCCAGAAAGAAGAGACAAAAAGGGAAAGUGAAGAAUACUUAAGACGGAAGUUUGAGGCAGAGAAGCAGCAGCUCAUCUUGGAGAAUACAGAUGAGAAAUCUGGAUACCAAAGACUACUUAAAGAAUUCAAUCGUUUAGAGCAGAAGAAUGAACACCUUGAAGAAGAGCUGGCCAAGUUCAAAGGAGGCAAUGCUCACAAGAGAACAGCUAGCAACGUGAGCAACCUGAGUGGUGCCAGUGAUGCCCCUACUGAGCUGGUGCAUGACGAUGCUUCAGAGUUCUCUUCCUUCCCUGGAGAUGAUGACUGGAUGUCUGAUAUUGGGUAUGGCUCAGUUCGCAGCCGGUCAAGUGAAAUGUCAGAUUCCAAUAGGAAUUUGGAUAAUAUUGAGUGGUCGUCACAGAAAACUGGUGACACAUCAGAGAUAAAAAUUCAGGUUCCUCAAAAGAUGGAAGAUAUCACCCUUGUUCUGCAACUUCAAAACAAAGUACGUGAGUUAGAAAAGGAGCGACGCAAUCUGUCCAAACAAAUAGAUCACUUGGAGUCGUCAUCCCCCCCGGAUGACCCACAGCACGCACAGGAACUCAUCCGGCUACAGGAACUGGAGAUGGAGAAUGCUAAGCUCAAGGAUGAUCUCAACAGACUGAGGAAAUCCAUUGCAGAUUCAGAGCCACAGAACAACAGAGUUCAAGAAUUUAUGAGACAAUUUGAAGCCCUACAAGAUGAAUUGGAGAGGAGACGGGAAGAGUGCAUCCAGCUACGCACUGUGCUAGCAAACCGUGCCCAUGACCUUCGCUCAGUCACUCAGACUUCUUAUGGCAAAGAUGUGGAUAUAGUGAAUGAGGAUGGAGAGCUUGUACUAGCAUAUCAAACACAGAAGCAAGUCAACAGACGACAAUUGGAGGAUGAACUGAAGAAGGAGAAGCAGCGCCUCCAUGAAACGGAGACAGACUACAAGGGAGAGCUGGAACGACUUCGUCGAGACAAUGAGCGACAGCAGAAAUUAUUGGCACAGAACCUGUGCAAAAGUGAUGCUACCAACUCGGAGACUCUUUUGCAGUCUGAAAUUAUGCGUCUCACCUCAGAAAACCUUAACCUUCAAGGCCAAGUGGACAAUCUAACUGAACAACUAAAGAAAUACAAACGUUCUCUCAGAGCCUAUGCCAAGAAGCUCAAAGAAGCAGGAGGCAGCAGCAGUAAGCGGUCCUCAGCUCAGGGCAGCCCGUAUGGAGGAGAUCCAACAGACAUGUUGGAUGUUAAUACUACCAAUGAAGGGGAAGUUCUACCCAUCAUCCGGAAAAAGGAAAGGGAAUACAUGGGCAUGUUUGAGUAUGACCGAAGGGAAGAAAUGCAGAUCAUCAGAGUUCUUGUGUAUGAGUUGAAACCUCGUGUGGCAGUGACUCUGUUGCCAGGUCUCCCUGCUUACAUAUUGUUUAUGUGCAUCCGUCACACAGACCAUAUCAAUGAUGAUGAAAAAGUGCGAUCUUUGCUCAACAAUAUUGUGAAUGGAGUCAAAAGAGUAAUAAAGAAGCGCCAUGAAGACUUAGAUUCAACUGUUUUGUGGUUGUCCAAUGUGCUAAGAUUAUUGCAUAACUUAAAGCAGUAUUCUGGAGAUAAAGCAUUCCAAGCAGAAAACACUGUCAAGCAGAAUGAACAAUCUCUCAAGAACUUUGAUCUCUCUGAAUACAGACAAGUUCUAUCAGAUAUUGCUGUUUGGAUUUACAAUGGUGUCAUCAAAUUAAUGGAAGAGAAGGUUCAGCCUCUGAUAGUGCCAUCUAUCCUGGAACAUGAGGCAAUUGCUGGUCUCUCAGGCAACAAACCAGGAGGCAUGAGAGGUCGAACUGGUAGUGUUGCUCGUGAACUUGAGUCACCAGUGGAGCCCCAAAAAGCACUUGAUCUGUUGCUGAAGGAAAUGACUCAGUUUUAUCGCACAUUGGCCAUGUUUGGAACAGACCCUGAGUUAAUCACUCAAGUUUUCAGACAGAUAUUCUAUUUCAUCUGUGCUGGUUCACUGAAUAACCUGCUACUAAGAAAAGACAUGUGCCACUGGUCCAAAGGCAUGCAAAUUCGCUAUAAUUUAAGUCAUCUGGAGCAAUGGACACGAGACAUGCGACUGCAUGAAUCAGGAGUGACAGACACACUGGCUCCCAUCAUUCAGGCCGCCCAACUGCUCCAGGCCCGCAAGUCUGAUGAUGAUGUACAUUCUAUAUGUGACAUGUGUGACAAGCUGUCUGUGUCUCAGAUUAUCAAGAUUCUCAAUUUAUACACACCAGCUGAUGAAUUUGAAGAUAGAGUUCCCAUCAGUUUCAUCCACAAGAUUCAGGCCAAACUACAGGAGCGUGCUGAAGGAGAGCAGGCUCAGGCCACACUUUUGAUGAACACCAAGUUUGCUUUCCCAGUGAGAUUCCCUUUCAACCCAUCCAGCAUUCACCUUGAAGAUAUUGAACUACCUGAUGCUCUGCCACUGACUAUGUUAAAGAAGGUGUAAUUAGUGAUUGUGGUAUGUACCAACCUUGUUAAUGCUAGUCACAAAUAAUUACUUAAAGCUCUCUUUAAUAAGGAACUAUUUUUCUUAACAAUGAGUUUAUAAACGACUACAGAACUUUAAAAAAAAACUUCAGAGUUUAUAAACCACCACAUAACUUGAAACUUCCUUCCUUAUCAUGGAAAAAGAACUUUAUUUGUCUGUGAUACUUGUCACAUUCCACUCUCUCAAGUUAAAUGAUACAUUACAGUCCAUCACAGUCAGGAAUAUGAUUUAUUGCCAUGAAGUAUGUUCAUGCAUAGAGGAAAACAAUGUUUUUGAUAAGUGUAGGUAUGUGUGCAUAAUUUUUUAUAUGCGAUCAAUAUGGAUUUACAUGGAAGACAUCACUGAUUGCAGUUAGUUGUCACAACAAUUAUUUUAUGCACGUAUCUUGUAACAUUGGUUUCCUUUCUAAUAUCCAUAUCUUUCAUGAGAAAAUUUACAUGGACAGUGGUUGGUAAUUUCAUCAGCAUUAUACAAGAGAUUGUAAAUAGAAUUUUUUAAUAUAUAUAUAUAUAU